Molecule: messenger RNA, 4098 nt
Organism: Branchiostoma belcheri (Belcher's lancelet)
Lineage: Eukaryota; Metazoa; Chordata; Leptocardii; Amphioxiformes; Branchiostomatidae
Product: dystroglycan-like
Exons: 4
Coding region: 82-3690 (1202 amino acids)
Biological process (GO): axon guidance; muscle attachment; morphogenesis of an epithelium
Cellular component (GO): dystrophin-associated glycoprotein complex; dystroglycan complex; sarcolemma
Molecular function (GO): calcium ion binding; laminin binding
Source: RefSeq, a predicted model, not a curated record
GGGAAAGGGACUGAAGGGGUGGGGAAGGACGUGGCAGGGUGGACAGAGUCAGGACAGCAGCUGAGAUGGACCAUCCCAGACAUGACAGCCAUAGCAGGGAACAUCUUCAUGUACCAGAUACCUGAGAACAUGUUUGGGACAACUGUCAGCAACUACAAGGUGACUGAGGUGGACUCGGCGAGGCUUCCUCAUUGGUUGACAUUCGACUCAUCAACAAGAACGAUAUAUGGCGUUCCCAUGGUAACAGACGAGGGGGUGUACUACAUCAACCUGACUGCUACGUCAGCAGACUCAAAACUAGUCUCGUCCGAUAUAUUCCCAGUGGAGGUCGUUAACGUUCCUACAGAAUCUACAGCAAGAUUUGAGAAAAAGUUUGAUCCAAUACAAGGGGAUUUUUUACAGUUCAAAUCUUCAUCUGGGGAGGUGAGAACUAUGACAAGCGAUACAAAAAUGGCUGAAGACUCGCAGCAAAGUAACGCUGUGUGCUACAACGGAGAGACAAGGGCUGUGGUCAGACUGUCGGUGAGCGUUGAAGACCUCUUACCCAGAGAUAGGGUGGACUUGGUCGUCACGAUGGCAGACUUUGUCAGGAGGGACCCGCAGAGCUUCAGGCUGACCAAGCACCGCGGUUCAAACAUUGUUAGACUGUUAGAGGAAUCCGUGGUGGAGUCUGGGCCAGGUGAUGUCGAUAUCGGCACGGUUUUGUCCCAGCCGUCGUCCACCGAACUGUCAUGGCGGCUGAGCUGCGGCCGCUUUCACGGUGUGGAGGAUUUCUCCAAGGUGAUGUACCAUAAUGCGCGGGAGGGCGUCCUGACCAAGGUUCUCGGCUACGGCGUCAUCGGCUGGCAGGUGACGUCAACCGCCGCCCGGGAACAGCGACGGAAAAGACAGGCAGCGGGAUUUGCCACGCCCAUGCCGACCCCAACCGUCACCCUCUCCCCACCGUCCUCCAUUCCUACUGCCUCACCCGUCACCCUCUCCAGCCCAAGUGCCUUCUUCACCACCCCCCUCCCACCUCUUCCCUCCCUGUCCCUAACACUAAGUCCCACAGCCACCCCAGGUUUGGUCACCCGGCCAACGUUGGAAGCAACGGAGAGCUUGUCCUCUCUACCUGUCACCCCCUCCACUGGAAUAUCGCCUUCCCCUGUGGCGACACUGAUGCCGGCCUCCUCUACUCCGGUCCUCACAAGUAUGUCAGCUCCUCUGGCUCCUUCCACAGCCUCCUCUCUAGGUGUUCUGCCAACACUCACCAGUUUGGAACCUUCCAGUCCAGUUCUCUCCUUCUCACCAACUGUAGCAACCUCUGGAAUAUCUUCACUCUCGUUACCAACAGUAGGAUUUGAAACGACAACUCUUACAGCCACAAUGCAACCGACAAGCAUCAGUGUAGGGGUGGAGCCAACAACUGCAGUCCAGCUGUCAACGUCUAUUCUACCAAGCACAGGCAUGAGUUCCUCCAUGGAGCUCUCAACCACACCCAGCAUCACAGCAGUUUUCACCACCACAUCCUCACAGCUCGGUCUUACACCGAGCCCAACACCAACAGGUAGCACAAGUGCACUUGCCACAACGGUAGCGGUACAAUCCAGCACACCAGUGCCAUCACCAACUUCAGUAUUUCCAGCACUUUCCUCGACCAGUGCAGUCGCUACUUCUCGUAAGUCUGACGUGGUCACUCCUAGUGUUGCACUAAGCUUGAGCGGUGGGUUUGAAAGCACCACAGUUACAGCAUUUGCAUCUGCCAGUAGACCUGCCACUUCUACUACAGCUAUGUUUGAGACAAUUAGUGAACUCGCCACCUUGAGUAGACUUAGCACAGCAAGUAGUGCCUCUGCAGUGACUGCAGAACUUGCCACGGACAGUGUGUUUCCAACAAGCGUACCUAGUGCAACCUCCACUGUCAGUGCAACCUCCAGCAGACUUGUUGCCACUAUUAGUGCACCAACUUUAGCUACUACAGAACUUGCCACAAGUAGUGCACCAACUUUAGCUACUACAGAACUUGCCACGAGUAGUGCACCAACUGUAGUAACUACAGAACUUGUCACAAGUAGUGCACUUCUUACGGGUGUUGCAACCUUCAGUAGAUUUAGCACCAGUAGUGCCACUGCAGUGACUUCAGAACUUGCCACACCAAGUGUGGUUUUGAGAACAUCUGCCAGCUCAGUGUUAAGUGGCAUUGCACCAUCAUCAACCAAAGUACCAGGGUCUCUAGCAUCCUCCUCGCUCACCUCAUUCCUGCCUUCUCCCACAAUACUCCCAUCACCUUCUCCUACCUCAUUCCUUGGUGACCCGCUCACUCCCAGCACUCCUUUGGUGUCUCCAUCUAGUGCCAGUUCCCUCAGUUCUAUUUUUUUCACAGUUCCCACUACCUUAAGCACCCUGCCCACCCCCGGCCCGCCAGUGGUCAGUUCCACCGCCGCACUAGUGUCUAACAGCACCCUGCCCACCCCCAGCCCUGCAGUGGUGAAUUCCACUGCGGUAGUGUCUAGCAGCGUCAGCACACCUACAGUUCCUCCCAACCAGCCCCCGUUGCUGGUGAACCACCUGGACCACCUGCAGGUGUCUGCGGGACAGGUGUACUACAGCCGCGUGCCUUACGACACCUUCUACGACAUGGAGGACGCCAUGAACACCCGCGGGCUGACUCUGGAGCUGGUGGCCUUGGAUGGAACCACGUGGCUGUUUCUGAACCACGAGUGGCAAGCCUUGUACGGGAUUCCUCCAUUGGACUCAGCCGACCAGAUUUUCCACUUCAUCUUAGUUGUGUACGACUCACAAGGCCUGGCCACGCGGGACGCCUUCCAACUGACCGUCACCCAGCCCCCCACCCCCUCCCACAUCUUCACUGCUGUCAUCGACAUUAACUACAACACUUUCCAGUCGGACAUCCUCAGCUGGAUUAGUCUGUCAGAGAAGAUUUCUACCCACUUCCGUGACAGGACUACCAACUUCAUCCUCAUUGACUCGGUGGAGGAAGGCUCGGUGGUGUUUUCGUGGAGCAACAUCUCCCUGUCUUCCGCCACGUGCCAGAACGCCACCAUACAGAGCCUCGCGGCAGAGCUGUUAAACCCAGACGGAACAGUGAACCCUACAUUUGUGACGUCGUUGUUGCCAGAUUAUCCCGUGACUGAAGCCCGGGUGCGGUAUCAGGGCGUGUGUGGCAUUGGGGUGGUCUCACCGCUUCCUACCGCUGCCGCUACUCUUGCCCCUGCCCCUCUCAGCCACUCCAACCACCUGCUGGGAACUGUCGUCCCUGCUGCCUGCAUCGCAGCUAUACUGCUACUUCUUGGAGUCGUAGCCUGUUGUCUGUACAGGAGGAAAGAAUCAGGCAAGAAGCUCCCGAAAUACGACAAGCUAACGCUGACCAAAAAUCGCAAGCCCAUCGUGUUGGAGGACGAGGUAGAAAUGAAGGACACCAAGCCAAGCAAGCCGAUUGUUUUACCCGACGAGAAGCCGCCGGCGACGCGGCUGCCGACGCGGAGACCUGCCCCGCCGCCGUACCGAAUCCCGGACACGCAGGAGUUACUGAGCGGGAUGGAGCCCCAGGCCUCGGCCCUUCCCCCACCCCCCAGGUACACGGCGUCCGUGCCCAGGAAGCCUCCCCCUCCCUACAGGCUCCCGCCACCCUACACACCAAGUGCCUCCCCCCUGCCUGAACCACUCAGCUUUGCUGACACCAAAGUGUGAUACAGGAAUCCCCAUGCAGAAGCAAUAUGGACCUGAUUUACACAAGGGCAAAACUCAACAGUAUGAAAAGUGCUAAUACUUUUGAACGUACGAAAACCAUUCGUGUGUUACACGCAAAAAAAAUUCAAUACACAGGAUUUUAAUACAUCAGGUUUUUCCCACGUGUGUAAAUCGGGUCAUAGUAUGAGGAUUGCAGUAUACAUAGUCAUGUCCACGUUUGCUGGUAAAAGGACUUUUUUAAAACAAACCUAAGUAAAUGGACUUUAUACAAGUACAUGUAUGAUAUCAUUUUAGUACUUGUACUCUCAGUGGACCAAAGUAGCAAUUGAUGAUGAAAGUAUGUUGACCUUUACCUUGUAUGUAUAUAAUGUUACUCAUCACAUACAUUUUGAACAUGUAUAGAAUAAG